Messenger RNA from Elgaria multicarinata webbii, 2039 nucleotides. Its product is annotated as transmembrane protein 179B-like. The record is from RefSeq and is a predicted model, not a curated record. The coding region runs from base 22 to 648 and encodes 208 amino acids. The transcript has 5 exons. NCBI's taxonomy places the organism in Eukaryota, Metazoa, Chordata, Lepidosauria, Squamata, Anguidae.
AGCCGCGUCCCCGACGGGAAGAUGGCGCAGCUGUCGGCCUUCGGGCUGGUGGAGCUGGUGCUCAACGCCGCCGCCCUCCUGUGCGGGGUCAUUUGCGCCUCCGCGCUCACCGUCACCCAGGGGGAAUUUGACGGCAAAUGCAUCCUGUACGGGGAAGUCCUCUACAAUGGGCAGCUGACCUUAAGUAGCUCCAGCAGCCUUUCUCUCUGCUACUUCGUCUCGGCGAUCUCCAUCAUGGGGGCCAUCUUCUCCUUUGCGGUCCUUCUCUUCAAGAUUUAUCAUUGUUGCUUUAGCAGUGGACAGACAGCCCACGGCUGGUUCAAGUGCUCCUUGGUGCUCCUCGCCGGCGUCCUCUUCUUCUUGCUCGUCUCGGCCUUCAUCCUUCGGUUCGGCAUGGAUGCUCUCUGCACGUCCAUCCAGAAAUCUGUAGCUGUACAAAGUUGCCAAGACGCUCAGCACAGCCCUUGGGUCAAACCUUACCAUGCUGAAAGGUUCUACGACAACCUCUACACGGCAGAGGCAGCUGCCUGGGUCAACUUCUUAUUCUGGUGCCUGAUGGUGGCUCUACUCAUUGUGGAGCAUUUCAGCAAACCCUCUUCACGUGACGAGACGACACCCAUCAUUGGAGAAGGACCGCACAUCCCUUGAUGACGUGGAGGAGAAGACUGUACCAUGGCUGCUGUGCGUGGACCAGCUUUGGGGAGCCCUUUCCCCUUCCAUUCCCUGUAAGCAACUUGAAGGAGAUGUGUGCCUCUCUACUUUCGCGUGUCAAGAGUGUGGAUCUUUCCAAGGGAGCAUCUCUCAGCCUCUGACGGCCAAAGACUUUCUAAAACAAAGUGCUGGGACUGCUAAGGCCUUCUUGGUCCUGGAAACCGCUUCUUCUCCAUCUCGCCCUUCCCAUAACUACUCCCUGCCCCCACCCCAAAAUGGCCAAUUUCUACUAGAAAACCAUGCAAGGCAAGUCAGCGUGACAGGCAGAUGUCCAUGGAAACAAUCUCUAGUUGUCCUGAGAAUGGGUGGAUGAGGAAAUCUACAUGUUCGCCUAGUGUCGAGCCCCAUUCAGCCCUACACCUCUGGGUUCCCCUUGCCAAGAGCUCAGGGCCCCAAUUAAUAACCGGCACGUCUGCUCUGGGCACCGGCUGGCAAGAAGGGCUCCUUCGCCAUUUGCCAAUUCCUUCGCCAAGAUCGGUGGUCCUUCUUGCGUCGACGGAAGAGCUCAGAAUUCAAAGAAUACAGCAGAUACUUUUUUCCACGGAGUAACAUCACUUUAUUAAAGUGUGACUAAGAAAAGAGAGAGAUGCGGGGUGGGGGGACACAAAAAGAAGCAGCCGGGUUUUGAGCCCCUUCUGCAUUUUACUCCGGCACCAUCUCACAAGACGUGAAACCUCAGAGACCCUUUAACGAAAGACCCUCCAGCCCCCACGUGGCGUUCCUCAGCCUUCUGUGCUCCGGCAUCUUCUUCCAGCCUGGAUCGCCAAGAGAUGGGGGAGAAAGCUGGACGGAGUCACCGGAAGGUGAUGGGAUUCCGGUGGCGGCUUGUUCAAUGCUUUGAUUCUCCGGGACGCAAGACAUAGAAGGUGUGGAGGGGAAGGGGGAGCACAGAGCGCAAACACCCGCCUAAGCACACAAGGUUUAUUUAAGGCAUAAACUGAUGAGAACUCCUGGCUGGCUCUUCUCUCUGGUGGACGUCCAAGAGCAGGUCUUGGGCAAAAUGUGGGCAUGGGGGUCUGUACGUACCUCUGCACCCCACCCCAAAGAUCCCAAACUUCUUCAGCCGUGCAGAGCACCUGCGUGAGGGGCCCCAGGGAAGAGUGGAGUGGCCGGUGGCCCCCUGGGUUCGGAUCAGAUCCAGUUAAGGGCAAGUCUGUUUAUGAGUCAGGGGUCAGAGAAGUUUCCACUUAGGGUUCAUUUCCUCUCCCCACAAAUUUUGUUCUUCAAAUAUUCACAUUAAAGGUGGUGUUUGUGACACUUGUUGGUCCCAGCCGUAACCUCUGGGUGGCGCUGUGAUACAGCAGAGCAGCGCAAAUACACAAAGGAAA